UUCACCGAUCACCACCCGCUCUCGAUCACUUUUACAAAAAACCUCUAAAAUAACCGUAUUACCGCGCGUGAAGUGUUAAUUUUGCAUAUAAAGGGAUGAUACAUCUAUCCUUUUCAUUUGUAUCUGUUGUCUCUAUAGCCAAAUACGUUAUUUUUCGAUCAGUGAGCUGACGAAAUUGAUCCAGUGCGCUUGCGUGGUUGUUACCGCCAAAUCUUAAGAAAAAAAUAGUGGGACGUGAACAUUGAAUCGUGGGUGUGUCGAAAAAAACAAACAGGCGUCUUUUUUCAUACAGAGAGGAAGAUCUUACAAAUGCCAUAGAAUCUAUAAAAAAUAAGAUAAUGGGUUAUAGAGAAGCCUGUCGAUUUUAUGGCGUGCCAUUUGCCACAGUGCAUGAUCGUCUUAGCGGUAAAGUAGCAAUCGACAAAAAACCAAAAGUUGGUCCAAAUCCUGUCUUAGGAGUGGAAGGAGAGGCAAAACUCACUAAAUGGAUUCUGGAUAUGGCAAAAUGUGGGUUUCCUAUAAGUAAACAAGGGCUGCUAGAGAGUGUAUCGAAAAUUAUAGCAAAAACUGGUAUCAAGACUCCAUUUAAAUAUGGAAUGCCAGGAGAUACUUGGUAUCAAAAAUUUCUUAAGCGGCAUCCAGAAAUAAGCAUUCGUGAACCCGAAGGUAUUAAUAAUGCAAGAGCUGCCAUAACUGAGAACCGCAUCAGACAUUGGUUCAAAGAUCUGCGAAAUUACAUUAUGUCUAUUGAUGCGAUGGAUAUAUUUGAAGAUCCAGAUAGAAUCUUCAAUGGUGAUGAAACAGGGUUUUCCCUAUGCCCAAAAAGUGGCAAAGUUUUAGGACCAAAAGGUUACAAAAACUUAUUCAUAAUUAAAAAAAAUAAUGAAAAAGAAAAUAUAACGGUCUUAUUGGUAUUUUCAGCAAGUGGAAAAUUGUGCCCACCGUUAGUAAUUUUUCCAUAUGUAAGACCCCCAAAAGCAUUGGUCAACAAUAUGCCCGAGUCAUGGGUUCUUGGUCGUUCUGAGAGUGGCUGGAUGAAAAGUGAUGUAUUCUUUGAAUACGUCACCAAUGAUUAUAAUGAUUGGCUGAUAAAAAAUAACGUUAAGAAGCCCAUUCUCUUAUUUAUUGAUGGACAUAAAUCGCACAUGACUUAUGCUUUGAGUGAAUUUUGUGAAGCAAAUGAUAUAAUUCUAUACGCAUUGCCACCAAAUAGUACUCAUAUGCUCCAACCGGCUGAUGUUAGUGUAUUCAGACCACUAAAACAGAAUUGGAAAAAUAUAGUUAAAAAAUCAGACCAAGCUGUAACAAAAUUCAAUUUUUGCUCCAUUUUAAAUAAUACCCUGUCACAAACUGAGCUAAAAGACGCUAUCAGAAAUGGGUUCAGAAAGUGUGGCCUAUACCCGGUAAAUGAAGAUAAUGUUGAUUACACAAAAUGUGUAAAGGAUACACAACUAAGAGUAGAGAAAGAGAGAAGAGAGAAAAAUUCAAGAUCGAAUAAGAAAACUACAGCGACUGCAAAAGAGUUUGAUGCAGCAAUGAAAGUAAUAUCAAUAAUUAAAAAUGAACUGUCGGAACGUAAUAUAGAUUCAGAAGUCGUUUUAAAAGAGAUAGAAAUUUCUAAAGCAACAUAUCUCCAAAAUAGGCGUUCUAAAUCAAAGACGCCUCGAAAUUCUGCGGCCUCAGAUCUUAGUACAUCCAUUCUGCCUAUUGAGAUGUUAGCAAUGUUUGACGAACCUGAAACAAAUAUGGUAAAAGAUGAUGAAGAUCCUCAAGCUGCAGCACCAAAUCAACUUACAACUAAUAUGACAACAGACAUCACUCCAGAAAACUUAAGCUUUGAAGAAACUGAAACCAAAGAAGAGCAAGGUGUUUCACAACUUUUCAAAAGUACUGAUCUCGACCAUUCGAAUUUGCUUGCUUCUAAUGAAAAUAUAACUUUACCUGACCCAGGUUCAUAUAUUUCAUUAAAUAACAUAUCAGUAAUCCCUCUUGAUGAGAUAGAGAUAUCUCAUCAAGCGCAAUCCACACAAUUAUUGAUAACUGAAAAUGAAAACCAAUGCUAUACAUUGAACGUAACAGCAGAUAUUCAUAAUGAUAACAAUGAAAAUAACAAUGAGACACCAAUGCCGAUAAUUGAUAAACUGUUAUCCUUCGAUGAAGUCUUUGAGCACCACCUACAUUUCCCAGAGCCAAAGGCAUCCCCAAAAACAGUAAUCCGUCAAGUUAAGUUGUCAAGCGCAAUUUCAUCACAAGCCUGGCGAGACUACUACAAAAAAAAAGAUGAAGAAAAAGAAAAUAUUCAAUUACAGAAAAAGCUUAAACAACAAUUGAAGGAGGAAGAAAAGAAAAAGAAAGCAGAUGAAAAGGAGAAGAAGAAGAAAAAGAAGGUUUUAUCAAAAAAGAAUAUUAAUAAAAAAGAUACUUUGUUAUGCAGUGAAUGUGCUGAAGAAUUAAUUAGUGACGUUGAAGAUGAUUUGGAAAAAAAUAUAGGCUGCGAUGUAUGCAUUCGCUGGUUCCACUUAAAAUGCACAGAAAUGCGCGAAAAAUCUUAUUUUGAAGCAGCUCUAACGACCUAUAAAUGUUCAUUUUGUCAAAAUUAAUAACUUUUUUUUUCAAUAAAUAAUACAAUACGAUUUCGACUUUCAUUUCAUUGCCCUAGAGUUCCUUUUUGAGUGGUUUUUAAUGAUCGUAAACAGGCGCAAACUGUUGAACGUAAACUGACGAAAAGCGAUCGUGAACUAAAAAAAACACACUUUUCGAUUAUUUGUAAAUUUAAAAAUAAUAGAUAAAUAGAAUUAUUUAUGAA
This is a messenger RNA of Plodia interpunctella (Indianmeal moth), 2806 nucleotides long. RefSeq lists its product as uncharacterized. The record is from RefSeq and is a predicted model, not a curated record. The transcript has 2 exons. Gene Ontology annotation, molecular function: DNA binding. Lineage: Eukaryota; Metazoa; Arthropoda; Insecta; Lepidoptera; Pyralidae. Gene Ontology annotation, cellular component: nucleus. The coding region runs from base 339 to 2600 and encodes 753 amino acids.